CUUCUAAGUCCAUUACAAUUGAUCCCACAAGCCGUUAUCAAUAUGUCUAAUUCCACGACCAACUCCUCCAUACCCCCAGCGCCAGUCUCGCGGACAAGACCUUUGAGCGAAGCGCUGCUCAACGAGAAGUGGGACCGAUGCCUCUCCUCCAUGCUCAUACGAUCUGGCCUUGGCCUCUCAUUCGGUGUUGUAUUUUCCGUUCUCCUAUUCAAGCGCCGUGCGUGGCCGGCUUGGGUAGGUUUGGGCUUUGGAGCAGGAAGAGCUUGGGAAGAAUGUGAUAAUUCCUUCAAAAAUGCUUCCUUAGCCUCGAAAGACGGUCUCCGCGUUCUGCGACCGUGACCGACCGAAGAAUUGUUACUAUUCGACAGACAAGACCAUUCAUCAUCGAUAUCACGCUUCUGUACAUUACCAUAGUGGCUUUCUAGACUGGGGCGAAACACAUAGUAAAUCCUACAAUUACGACAUCAAAGUUAUCUGUGCUCUUUGGUAUUAUCGUGACCGGUCAAACCCGCAAACUAUUUGAGCAGAUAGGAACGCAAGGGGCACAUGUUGUUGUCAUAUUGAAACUACCUGUGUCUGUCUCAAACAAUGAGUUUAUUAGCUACAAGUUAACACGCAUAAUUUACUUCCAAAGGUGUUGGUGUACCUG
Pseudovirgaria hyperparasitica is the source of this 649-nucleotide messenger RNA. Its product is annotated as DUF543-domain-containing protein. Lineage: Eukaryota; Fungi; Ascomycota; Dothideomycetes; Acrospermales; Acrospermaceae. Gene Ontology annotation, cellular component: mitochondrion; mitochondrial inner membrane; MICOS complex. The record is from RefSeq and is a predicted model, not a curated record. The transcript has 3 exons. The coding region runs from base 43 to 339 and encodes 98 amino acids.